This is a messenger RNA of Sceloporus undulatus (fence lizard), 2852 nucleotides long. RefSeq names its product kelch like family member 6 (gene KLHL6). Gene Ontology annotation, molecular function: protein binding. NCBI's taxonomy places the organism in Eukaryota, Metazoa, Chordata, Lepidosauria, Squamata, Phrynosomatidae. Gene Ontology annotation, biological process: germinal center formation; B cell receptor signaling pathway. The transcript has 8 exons. The record is from RefSeq and is a predicted model, not a curated record. The coding region runs from base 470 to 2305 and encodes 611 amino acids.
ACCAAGGCACCUUUUGGGAGGAGAAAUCGCAAUUUGAAUGACGUAGGAUUUACUAACUUGUGCUUUACUAGCUGGGAAGAGUCUUGUCUAUGCCAGUCUCUUUGUCAAAGGUGCAACAAUAUCUGUGUGACAAAAUGCAUCCUAACCCCCCCCCCCCACAAUACUACAGCUAGUGAAAAUCCAAGACAGCAUGUGUUCCCAGCAGCUGCAUCAUAGUGUGUUAUGAGCUAUCAUGUGGCUUCUUCCAAUCAUGUGGAAAGUUUGUGCAUCAGCAGAAGGUAUUCGCAAAUCUAACAAGCAAAGGAUGAGAAAGUGCAAGGCUUCCUGUUAUGUGUGUGUGACAGCUGUAGAUAAGUGGGGAGGCCCAAACAGGAAAUCUGCCUUACUUCUGCAGCGUGACUUGUCUGAAGCUCAGGAACCAUCUUAGAUUGAAGUAUCAAUGGCAUGAUGUGCUGCUGCUGAUCAAAACAUGGGAGACAUGGUAAAGACGAACCUCGAGGAGGAACCUCUGUUACCUCUGGAAAACGAGUGUUCCAAGACCAUGGGAGAACUUGUGGAGGUCUCCAUCAAUGAAAGGCUUAAAUUUGAUGACACAGGCCUGUCCAUGGUCCUACAGAAUGGCUUGGAGAACCUCCGACUAGAAAACUCUCUCACAGAUGUAACCUUGUGUGUGGGCAGCAUGAAUUUCUCAUGUCACCGUGUGGUCCUUGCAGCAGCAAGCAAUUACUUUAGGGCAAUGUUUUGCAAUGAUUUAAAAGAAAAGUAUGAAGAAAAAAUAGUAAUUAAGGGAGUUGAUGCAGAGACAAUGCAGAUUCUGUUGGAUUACACAUAUACAAGCAAAGUGCUGAUCACUAAGGAAAAUGUACAGAAAAUCCUGGAAGCUGCCAGCCUUUUUCAGUUUUUGCGGAUGGUAGAAGCUUGUUCCAAUUUCCUCAAUGAAGCUCUUCACCCGGAAAACUGUGUUGGGAUUCUGAGACUUGCUGACGCUCAUUCACUUGAUAAACUGAAGCAGCAGGUCAAGAGCUACAUUAUCCAGAAUUUUACUCAAGUACUGAAUUAUGAUGAGUUUUUAGAGUUGCCGGCAGAUGUCUUGCAUUGUAUGCUAAAGAGUGAUGACCUUGGUGUCACCGAAGAAGCUCAAGUGUUUGAGACAGUUAUAAGCUGGGUGCAUUACAAGAAAGCAGAACGACUCCCACUCUUGUCUUAUGUUCUGGAAGGUGUCCGGCUGCCCCUUUUGGACCCUUGGUACUUUGUAGAGACUGUUGAGGCUGACCCACUCAUAAGGCAGUGCCCUGAUGUCUUUCCUUUGCUUCAAGAAGCCAGAAUGUACCAUUUGUCAGGGAACGAGAUAAUUUCAGAAAGAACAAAGCCCAGGAUGCAUGAAUUCCAGUCAGAGGUCUUUAUGAUCAUAGGUGGCUGCACAAAGGAUGAAAGAUUUGUAUCAGAAGUAACUUGCCUUGAUCCUCUAAGGCGUAGUCGUCUGGAAGUAGCAAAACUGCCAAACACAGAACAAGAAAUAGAGAGCGAAAAUAAAAAAUGGGUGGAAUUUGCUUGUGUUACAUUAAAAAAUGAACUCUACAUAUCAGGAGGAAAAGAGACACAGCAUGAAGUUUGGAAUAUAAUUCAUCCAUCAAACAAAUGGAUCCAGAUUGAAUAUUUGAAAGUUGGAAGAUGGAGACACAAAAUGGCCGUCUUGGGUGGCAAAGUAUAUGUGCUUGGUGGUUUUGAUGGUAUACAGCGAAUCAGCAGUGUGGAGACUUAUGAUUCUUUUCACAACUGUUGGUCAGAGGCAGCUCCUCUCACGAUCAGCGUGAGCUCAUUUGGGGCAGCCAGCUACAAGAGGAAACUCUAUGUGAUUGGAGGAGGACCCAAUGGGAAACUGGCCACUGAUAAAACACAGUGUUAUGACCCAGCAAUGAACAACUGGAGCUUAAAAGCCCCCAUGCCUGUUGAAGCAAAAUGUGUCAAUGCUACAAGUUUUCAUGACCAUAUCUACGUUGUCGGUGGGGCAAUGAGGGCAAUAUACUCUUACAGCCCACUCACAGACACAUGGUGCCUGAUAACACAGUUAAAUCAUGAACGAGCAAGUUGUGGAAUUGCCCCUUGCAACAACAAACUGUUUAUCACUGGAGGUCGGGAUGAGAAAAAUGAAGUCAUUGCCACAGUGUUAUGUUGGGAUGCUGAGACCCAGAAACUGACAGAGGAAUGUGUCCUUCCCCGUGGAGUCUCCCAUCAUGGAAGCGUCACUCUCCGGAAAUCCUACACAUAUAUCCGCAAAAUAGUGCCUGGAGCAGUCUCUGUCUAACUGUGGAGAAGACUCAGGAUAUGGGAAGAAGAGGAAGAGGAAGAAGUGAUCACAAAAUACCUCAUUUUUCCCAAGGAUAUAUAUAGGCUAAAUUGAGAUGAAGCCACCAAGCUGUCAGAAUCCUUGUGAGAAACCUUUUGUGUAAUUGUUCAGUUUCCUGUGGAACUGCAAAUGCCUUAAAUUAUGUUCAUAUCUGGACUAUGCUAUUUAUUGAUUGGAAGUAUCAACUAGUGAGAAAUUUAUUCAUCAGUUAGCUGUGAGUUGCAGUGUAUGUGUGAGUGCGCUUGUGUGUGCAUGUGAGUGCGCACACCACUUUGGAUUUUUUUAAAAAAAUUCUAGCUGCUUUAGAAGUUUCUUUUUUUAAUUCAAAGUAUAGAUAUGUUUUAAUUAAAUAAAGUUAAUGUUUGUCAUUUUGAAAGUCCUCUUUUCAUUUUGCAUCCACCUAAAAAUUUAAUAAUUGUUUGAUCACAAUAGCAAAUGAGAUCAAACCUUAAAUGGAUACCUUCUCUUCUUUAGGGAAAAAUAGAUUAUUAAAAGAAGGGAAAAG